AUGCUGCUGCUGGCACUCUUGGCACUGCUGCUGGUCCCUGCCAGCUGCCCCAAGACUGAGCCACUGAGCGGGUCCAGCCAGGACCCCCUUUUCCGCGGGGCGGAUCGCUACGACUUCGCCAUCAUCGUCCCUGCCGGUGCCGUGGAGUGCUUCUGGCAGUUUGCGCACCAGAGCGGCAGCUUCUUCUUCAGCUACGAGGUCCAGCGGGCAACGGGAAUCGGCAACAACAGAAACAUCCUGGUCACAGCGAACGACCCCAGUGGCUUCCAGCUUGGUGCUUCCCAGAAUGUGCGAGGACAGAUCAACUUCCUCACCAAGGAGACAGGUUUCUACCAGUUGUGCCUGGACAACCAGCAAAGCCACUUUGGCUUCAUGCAGGUGUAUCUCAACUUUGGUGUCUACUACGAAGGCUUCAACAAUGAAAACAAGCAGCCGGAAGAGAGGAAAGAGCUGAACAACACCCUGGAGGCCAUCGAGGUCAGCAUCCGGAAGCUGCAGCUCCAGAUCUUCCACAUGUGGCGGUUCUACAAUUUUGCCCGGAUGCGGAAAGGGUCUGACUCCUUCCUCCUGGAGUCCAACUACAACUACGUCAACUGGUGGUCGAUGACUCAAAGCUGUGUCAUUGUCCUCUCUGGGGUUCUGCAGCUCUACUUCCUAAAGCGCCUCUUCAAUGUGCCGACCUCCAGCAGGCAGAAGUGCUAG
Molecule: messenger RNA, 702 nt
Organism: Eurypyga helias (sunbittern)
Lineage: Eukaryota; Metazoa; Chordata; Aves; Eurypygiformes; Eurypygidae
Gene: TMED6
Product: transmembrane emp24 protein transport domain containing 6
Exons: 4
Coding region: 1-702 (233 amino acids)
Biological process (GO): endoplasmic reticulum to Golgi vesicle-mediated transport; intracellular protein transport; Golgi organization
Cellular component (GO): COPII-coated ER to Golgi transport vesicle; endoplasmic reticulum-Golgi intermediate compartment; Golgi apparatus
Source: RefSeq, a predicted model, not a curated record